AUGGCAGCUGCUGCACUCGAGCACCAUGUCAUCCCUGAUCAUCAUACGCUGAUGAGGAAGAGGCCUUCCAUCGUGGAAACUCUGAUUCAUCCCAGUGAUGAGAAUGCCCCUCAACCGGUCAACCCCAAGAAGCUCAUCGGCGAGGCUCUCCACCAGCGUGUCGAGGCCAUCGACCACGAGCUCUGCGAUGCUGGCGAGGAGGACACCUUCUACGUCGCCGACCUAGGUGACGUGUACCGCCAGCACCUCCGCUGGAAGAAGAACCUGCCUCGCGUCAAGCCCUUCUAUGCGGUCAAGUGCAACCCGGACCCCAAGGUCCUCAAGCUCCUCUCUGAGCUUGGCACUGGCUUCGACUGCGCCUCCAAGACGGAAAUCGAACAGGUCCUGUCCAUGGGCACGAGCCCCGAUCGCAUCAUCUACGCUCAGCCCUGCAAGACAAACUCCUACGUUCGCUUCGUCAAGUCUGUCGGCGUCAAGCAGAUGACCUUUGACAAUGCGGACGAGCUCUACAAGAUCGCCAAGCUCUACCCCGGAGCUGAGCUCUUCCUCCGCAUCAUGACGGACGACACCUCCAGCUUGUGCCGCCUGAGCAUGAAGUUUGGCGCCGCCAUGGACACCACUGAAAGCCUCCUCAGCUUGGCCAAGGACCUCGACCUGAACGUCGUUGGUGUCAGCUUCCACGUUGGCUCCGGUGCUUCGGACCCCAUGGCUUUCUUCCAGGCCGUCCGCGAUGCCCACACUGUCUUCCAGCAGGGUCGCGAGUAUGGCUUUGCCAUGCGUACCCUCGAUGUGGGUGGCGGCUUCACUGGCGACACUUUCGAGGACAUGGCCGCCGUCCUGGACGGUGCCUUGACCGAGUUCUUCCCUGCUGGCUGCGGCGUCGAUAUCAUUGCUGAACCUGGUCGUUACUACGUCUCCUCGGCUUUCACCAUUGCCUGCAAUGUCAUUGCGCGCCGCACUGUCGAGGACCCCACCCUCGACGGCAAGGGUUACAUGAUUUACGUCAACGACGGUGUAUAUGGCAACUUCUCCUCCAUCAUGUUUGACCAUCAGAACCCCGUCGCCAAGAUCCUGCGCGCCAGCGGUCAAACGCUCUACGAUACCCCCAUCGCCAACCCUGUACCCAUCGCCGAGGGCGUCGAGUACUCAGUCUGGGGUCCCACCUGCGACGGCAUCGACCGCAUUGCGGAGAGCAUCCGUUUUGACGCCAUUCUGGACGUCGGCGAUUGGCUCUACUUUGAGGACAUGGGUGCCUACACCAAGUGCUCUGCCACUCAGUUCAAUGGCUUCAGCAACGCUCACGAUGUCAUCUAUGUCUGCAGCGAGCCUGGUGCGGAAGCCCUCAUUCGGCUGUAG
Molecule: messenger RNA, 1356 nt
Organism: Emericellopsis atlantica
Lineage: Eukaryota; Fungi; Ascomycota; Sordariomycetes; Hypocreales; Bionectriaceae
Product: ornithine decarboxylase
Exons: 1
Coding region: 1-1356 (451 amino acids)
Cellular component (GO): cytoplasm
Molecular function (GO): ornithine decarboxylase activity
Source: RefSeq, a predicted model, not a curated record